This is a messenger RNA of Nymphaea colorata (pocket water lily), 1750 nucleotides long. RefSeq names its product 4-hydroxy-3-methylbut-2-enyl diphosphate reductase, chloroplastic-like. The coding region runs from base 256 to 1623 and encodes 455 amino acids. The transcript has 10 exons. The record is from RefSeq and is a predicted model, not a curated record. Gene Ontology annotation, biological process: dimethylallyl diphosphate biosynthetic process; isopentenyl diphosphate biosynthetic process, methylerythritol phosphate pathway. Lineage: Eukaryota; Viridiplantae; Streptophyta; Magnoliopsida; Nymphaeales; Nymphaeaceae. Gene Ontology annotation, molecular function: 4-hydroxy-3-methylbut-2-enyl diphosphate reductase activity; metal ion binding.
UAUCCACUGGCAGCCGCUGGCUGGCGUUUCACUUUCGGGAUCGAGAGGCCUUAAGCCACGGAAGGGGACGACGACAGGGAGUGGCGAGGGACCUCCCCUUCCUGCCUUUCUGGACACUUCAUUGGAGGACAAAUACCUCUGAGACGACGCCUAUUUGAGUGGCGGGAGUUUGACAAAGGAAACCGAGAGUAAGAGGACAAAGAGGGAGGGAAGAGUUGGUGCCUUGGUGGUGAGGCUUCUUGGAAAGACAGAGAAAUGGCAAGCUGCCUUACUGUCAAGGGUUUCCUGGUGAAGCCGGAAUCUUCUCUCUCCCUCGCCGGCGCCGGGUUCCGGCAAAGAACCAUCGAUGGCAGGCGGCUUUUCGCUGUUCGGUGCGCCGGAGACGCCGAAUUCGACGCGAAGGUGUUCAGGAAGAACCUGACGAGGAGCAAGAACUACAAUAGGAAGGGAUUCGGGCUCAAGGAAGAGACCAUGGAGUUGAUGAACAAGGAAUAUAUGAGUGACAUCAUAGAGACUCUGAAGAACAACAACUAUGAGUACACGUGGGGUGAUAUGACUGUCAAUUUGGCAGAAUCAUACGGAUUCUGCUGGGGUGUCGAACGAGCUGUUCAGAUCGCGUACGAAGCAAGGAAGCAAUUUCCUGCGGAGAGGAUUUGGAUCACCAAUGAGAUUAUCCACAACCCGACAGUGAACAAGAGGCUAGAGGAGAUGGAAGUUCAGAAUAUUCCUAUUGAAGAUGGAAUAAAGCAAUUUGAUGUUGUGGAGAAGGGAGACGUGGUAAUUUUGCCUGCCUUUGGAGCUGCUGUCCAGGAGAUGUUGACACUAAGUGAGAAAAAUGUUCAAAUAGUUGAUACGACGUGUCCAUGGGUUUCAAAGGUGUGGAACACGGUUGAGAAACACAAGAAAGGAGACUACACUUCGAUUAUUCAUGGUAAGUAUGGUCACGAAGAGACAAUUGCAACUGCAUCGUUUGCUGGUACCUACAUCAUUGUAAAAAAUAUGAAAGAGGCAAUGUAUAUUGGUGAUUAUAUCCUUGAUGGGAAACUUGAUGGGUCAAGUGGAACGAAAGAAGACUUUAUGGAGAAAUUCAAACAUGCAGUAUCUGCUGGAUUUGAUCCAGAUGCUGACCUAUGCAAAGUGGGCCUUGCUAAUCAAACAACUAUGCUUAAAGGAGAAACUGAAGAAAUUGGAAAACUGUUUGAAAAGGUCAUGAUGCGCAAAUAUGGAAUUGAAAACAUCAACAACCAUUUUAUGAAUUUCAAUACUAUUUGUGAUGCCACUCAGGACCGGCAAGAUGCAAUGUAUAAACUUGUGAACAAAAAGCUUGAUCUCAUUCUAGUAGUUGGUGGAUGGAACUCUAGCAAUACCUCACAUCUUCAAGAAAUUGCAGAAGCUAAAGGAAUUCCAUCUUAUUGGAUAGAUAGCGAACAGCGAAUAGGGCCUGGAAACAAAAUAGCUUACAAAACGAAUUAUGGAGAACUGGUUGAGAAAGAAAACUGGCUACCAGAUGGCCCUAUCACAAUCGGAGUUACAUCAGGCGCUUCAACUCCUGAUAAAGUCGUUGAGGACGUCAUUAAUAGGGUAUUUGAACUUAAACAUGAAAAAUCCUUGCAACUGGUCUGAGAUCCUUUGCUGCAAACUAGCAUUGUUAGGAAGCAUGAACAGGGAGAGGCCACUAUUGCUGUAUAAGAAUGUAGUCGUUUUGUUUAACAUGUAACAUAUGUGCUAAUUAAGAUGUAUCUCCGGCUGA